AAAAAGUAAACAAAUUAAAGCAAAACAAAAAUCCAGUAACCGGUAAUGUUCGAGUUUUUCAUUUUUUUUUUUUUUUGAAUCUUUGUAGGGUUUAACUUUUAGGUUUUCCUUUUAUUAUUUUGCAAAAGUCUCUUUUAUAAAUAUUUAGAAUCCUAUGAAUUUUGAUCAAUAGAUGUAUCUUCUCUGGUUAUAGCCAAAAAAAAACAGGAACGUUUCUUGCACCAAAUUUCAGGAAUCAGGAAAACGAUAAUCCAUUUAUGGGAGUUUUUUUCUAUUUUUGAGAAAGAAAAUUUUUCUUCAUAUAUUGAUUUACACAUGAAUCAAUUCAUUGCUGAAAACACACACACAGAGAGAGAGGUUACAAAUUUUGGCUGGUUUAAAGUUGAAAUUCAACAUUUUUUUUCACUGUUUUUGUUUCAAUUCAACACAAAUGACCGCCGGAAACAAAAAAAAAAAAAGUUUAAUCAACGACGGGACACGCAACUAAAUGCAGUGUAAAAUUGGUUACGUUUUGCUCACCAUUUUAUACGCCAAACCAAAAAAAAAAAAUUGAGAUCCCUGUGAGGAUGACGCCCGAUUCAUUGUUGUUGUAGUGGCUGUGUCUCAUUCGAUAGAUACACAUCAUAAUAAUCACAUGUGGUAGUGGUUAAGAUUUAUUAACGUUGAUGUUUUUUUUCCCAGUAACUAUGAGCAAUUGGGUUAGCGUUGGGUAUUUUCACUUGCAUUUCGUCAUUGCUAGCGUUCAUAUCGUAUUCAACUUUUUUUUCAAAAAAAAAAAAAACCUAAUCAUGUCUGGCCGCGGUAAAGGUGGUAAAGGUCUUGGAAAAGGUGGCGCAAAACGUCAUCGUAAAGUUCUUCGUGAUAAUAUUCAAGGUAUUACGAAACCAGCUAUUCGUCGUUUAGCUCGUCGUGGUGGUGUCAAACGUAUUUCUGGUCUAAUUUAUGAAGAAACCCGAGGUGUACUCAAAGUAUUCCUUGAAAAUGUUAUUCGUGAUGCUGUCACCUAUACUGAACAUGCUAAACGUAAAACUGUCACUGCUAUGGAUGUUGUAUAUGCAUUGAAACGUCAAGGACGUACAUUGUAUGGUUUUGGUGGUUAAUAAUAAACUUAUUGUCAAUGGAAUCAAAUAUCAUCUGGCUCAUUCAUUCACUCGGUCUAUUCAUUCAUUCAUAUCAUGAUAAAAAACGGUCCUUUUUAGGGCCCUGGAUUUUUUUUUGCUUUGAUAAAAAUAAAAAUUUUAA
Dermatophagoides farinae (American house dust mite) is the source of this 1242-nucleotide messenger RNA. The record is from RefSeq and is a predicted model, not a curated record. NCBI's taxonomy places the organism in Eukaryota, Metazoa, Arthropoda, Arachnida, Sarcoptiformes, Pyroglyphidae.